AUGACAAGAACGUUUGAGGCUAUUAAUCGAUUCAUGUGCUUUUUUCUGUUAGCGUGGUUGGUAAAGUUAGGUAUGGAAGAGGUUCGAGCAUGUCUCGAAAGGUACAAAUGGAUCACUAAAGAACACUCAUUUGUCAUCUUUCUAUAUUCGCGUUUAGAAGAGAUGGAUGUCCAAAAUAUUCCUGUUGGCGAAGGGAAGAAACACUUUGAAGUUGUGGACAGUGGUGAUGUUGUGAUUUUGCCUGCUUUUGGGGCUGCAGUGGAGGAGAUGUUAACUUUGAGCAACAAAAAUGUGCAAAUUGUCGAUACAACUUGCCCUUGGGUAUCUAAGGUUUGGAAUAUGGUUGAAAAGCACAAGAGGGGAGACUACACUUCAAUCAUUCAUGGUAAGUAUGCUCAUGAGGAAACCAUAGCUACUGCCUCUUUUGCUGGAAAGUAUAUCAUUGUGAAGAACAUGGAAGAGGCAACAUAUGUGUGUGAUUACAUUCUUGGUGGUCAACUCAAUGGAUCUAGCUCCACAAAAGAAGCAUUUCUAGAGAAAUUUAAAUAUGCAGUUUCUAAGGGAUUUGAUCCGGAUGUUGACCUGGAUAAGGUUGGUAUUGCAAAUCAAACUACAAUGCUUAAGGGAGAAACAGAAGAGAUUGGAAAAUUGGAGGAGAAGACCAUGAUGCGCAAAUAUGGAGUGGAAAAUGUUAAUGACCACUUCAUUAGCUUUAACACAAUUUGUGAUGCUACUCAAGAGCGACAAGAUGCCAUGUAUAAGUUGUUGGUGGAGGAGAAGUUGGAUCUUAUUUUAGUAGUUGGCGGGUGGAACUCGAGCAACACCUCCCAUCUCCAAGAAAUUGCUGAGCAUCAUGGAAUUCCUUCAUACUGGAUUGACAGUGAACAGAGGAUUGGUCCAGGAAACAGAAUAGCUUAUAAGUUGAAUCACGGGGAGUUGGUCGAGAAAGAGAACUUCCUACCAGAAGGUCCCAUUACAAUUGGUGUAACAUCUGGUGCCUCUACUCCUGACAAGGUUGUUGAAGAUGUCCUUGUGAAGGUAUUUGACAUCAAGCGUGAAGAAGCCUUGCAAGUAGCAUAACUGUAGCUUGUGCAUCCAUCAACAAUGGCAGUAUACUGUAGAACUGUGUGUAUCAUUAACAAGAAAAGGCUUAGCAAGAUCUCUGAUAUAGCCUUCCAUGUACUCAAAAUCAUAAUGUUGGUAAUAUAGAGAUUGUGGGUUUAAGAUUUGCAA
Molecule: messenger RNA, 1233 nt
Organism: Manihot esculenta (cassava)
Lineage: Eukaryota; Viridiplantae; Streptophyta; Magnoliopsida; Malpighiales; Euphorbiaceae
Product: 4-hydroxy-3-methylbut-2-enyl diphosphate reductase, chloroplastic-like
Exons: 10
Coding region: 1-1080 (359 amino acids)
Biological process (GO): dimethylallyl diphosphate biosynthetic process; isopentenyl diphosphate biosynthetic process, methylerythritol phosphate pathway
Molecular function (GO): metal ion binding; 4-hydroxy-3-methylbut-2-enyl diphosphate reductase activity
Source: RefSeq, a predicted model, not a curated record